Triticum aestivum (bread wheat) is the source of this 1536-nucleotide messenger RNA. Its product is annotated as high-affinity nitrate transporter 2.1-like. Bases 1 to 1536 code for a protein of 511 amino acids. Gene Ontology annotation, biological process: transmembrane transport. Gene Ontology annotation, molecular function: nitrate transmembrane transporter activity. The transcript has a single exon. NCBI's taxonomy places the organism in Eukaryota, Viridiplantae, Streptophyta, Magnoliopsida, Poales, Poaceae. The record is from RefSeq and is a predicted model, not a curated record.
AUGGAAACGGAGGUCGGCUCCCCGGCUACCGCCACUGCGGCGCCCAUCAACUUCUCGCUGCCGGUGGACGUGGACUCUGAGCAUAAGGCCAAGUCCAUCAAGAUCUUCUCCUUCGGCAACCCACACAUGCGCGCCUUCCACCUCGGAUGGAUGUCCUUCUUCACCUGCGUCGUCUCCACCUUUGCCGCUGCGCCGCUCAUCCCCAUCAUCCGCGACAACCUCAACCUCACCAAGGCCGACAUCGGCAACGCCGGGGUCGCAUCCGUCUCCGGCGCUAUCUUCUCUAGGCUGGCCAUGGGCGCCAUAUGCGACCUCCUUGGCCCGCGGUACGGCUGCGCCUUCUUGGUCAUGCUCUCCGCGCCAGCAGUGUUUUGUAUGUCCGUCAUUGAUGGUCCUGGUGGAUAUAUCACUAUUCGCUUCCUCAUCGGUGUCUCCCUCGCCACCUUUGUGUCAUGUCAGUAUUGGAUCAGCACCAUGUUCAAUAGCAAGAUCAUCGGCACGGUCGGCGGCUUGACGGCGGGUUGGGGUGACAUGGGUGGCGGUGCCACACAACUCAUCAUGCCUCUCGUGUUCGACGGCAUCUUGGCAUGUGGUGCGACGUCCUUCACAGCGUGGCGCAUCGCCUACUUCGUGCCAGGAAUGAUGUUGGUGGUGAUGGGCUUGCUUGUGCUCACCAUGGGGCAAGACCUUCCUGACGGCAACCUAAGGAACCUUCAGAAAAAUGGUGACAUGAACAAAGACAAGUUCACCAAGGUUCUCCGGGGCGCUGUCACCAACUAUCGUACAUGGAUCUUUGUCUUCAUCUAUGGCUACUGCAUGGGCAUCGAGCUUACCACCAACAACGUCAUCGCCGAGUACUACUACGACAGUUUCCACCUCGACCUCCGCGCUGCCGGUACCAUCACAGCUAGCUUCGGCUUGGCAAAUAUCUUCGCACGACCAAUGGGAGGUUACCUCUCCGACCUUGGCGCUCGCUACUUCGGCAUGCGUGCCCGUCUUUGGAACAUUUGGAUCCUCCAGACAGCCGGUGGAGUCUUCUGCAUCUGUCUUGGUCGUGCAUCCAGUCUCCCCACCUCCGUCACAUGCAUGGUCCUCUACUCCAUUUGCGUCGAGGCUGCAUGCGGCGCAGUCUAUGGUGUCAUCCCCUUCGUCUCCAGGCGCUCCCUUGGGCUCAUCUCUGGCAUGAGCGGUGCUGGUGGUAAUGUCGGUGGCGGCCUCACACAAUUCCUCUUCUUCACAUCAUCCCAGUACACCACAGGCAAAGGACUCCAGUAUAUGGGCAUCAUGAUCAUGGUGUGCACGCUUCCUGUCGCGCUCGUUCACUUCCCACAGUGGGGCUCAAUGCUCCUCCCUCCUAGCGCCGAUGCCACCGAGGAGGAGUACUAUGGUGCCGAAUGGACCGAGGAAGAGAAGAGCAAGGGCCUCCACAUCGCCGGCCAAAAGUUCGCCGAGAAUAGCAUCUCUGAGCGUGGCAAACGCAAUGCCAUCCUCGCCGUACCUUCCAGCCCACCAAACAACACGCCCCAGCACGUAUAA